AGGUCUGAGAGGAGCAGACUGGGAGCUGACGAGGCCACCCCAGUGGUGGCACCAGAGCACUCUCAGGCAGCAGACCCAGAGCCUUCCCUCCCAAUCCCAUUGUUCAUGGAUUUUGUUGCUGGAGCCAUCGGAGGUGUCUGCGGUGUUGCUGUGGGCUACCCCCUGGAUACGGUGAAGGUCAGGAUCCAGACGGAGCCAAAAUACACAGGCAUCUGGCAGUGUGUCCGGGACAUAUAUCACAGAGAGCGGGUGUGGGGCUUCUACAAGGGCCUCUCGCUGCCCGUGUGCACUGUGUCUCUGGUCUCAUCUGUGUCUUUCGGCACCUACCGCCACUGCCUGGCACACAUCUGCCAGUUCCGGUACGGCAGCAUUGACGCCAAGCCCACCAAGGCCGACAUCACUCUCUCAGGAUGUGCCUCCGGCCUUGUCCGUGUAUUCCUGACGUCACCUACUGAGGUGGCUAAGGUGCGCCUGCAGACGCAGACCCAGCAGCGGCGGCCCUUAGCCUCAGCUGUGCCCCCCAUGUAUCCUGUACCCUCUACAUGUCUGGUGCCCAAGUACCAUGGGCCACUUCACUGCCUGGCCACAGUGGCCCGUGAAGAGGGGGUAUGCGGCCUCUACAAAGGGAGUUCGGCCCUGCUGCUCCGGGAUGGCCACUCCUUCGCCACCUAUUUCCUCUCCUAUGCCAUCCUCUGCGAGUGGCUCACCCCUACUGGCCACAGUCAGCCAGAUGUCCUGGGUGUAUUGGCAGCAGGAGGCUGUGCAGGGGUCCUGGCCUGGGCUGUGGCCACCCCCAUGGAUGUGAUCAAGUCGCGCCUGCAGGCGGAUGGGCAGGGUCAACAGCGCUUCCGGGGCCUCCUGCAUUGCGUGGUGACCAGUGUGCGCGAGGAGGGGCUGAGGGUCCUUUUCAAAGGGCUAGCGCUCAACUGCUGCCGUGCCUUCCCUGUCAACAUGGUGGUCUUUGUUGCCUAUGAGGCUGUGCUGAGGCUUACCCGGGACCUGCUCACUUAGCUUGUUCUAACACCCCAGCAGCCAACCCAUCAGCAGCUGCCAGAGGUCAUAGUAGCUGUAGGAGGCAAAGGGGAGUGUUGCUGGGGUUGGGACCCCACAGGCCACCAACCAGGACAGCUGGGGGCCUCUCUAUGCCAGUAAGCUGAGGUCUGAGCUUGGCCUGCCCAGCCACCAACCACAAGAAAGUCCAGGGGCUGAAGUGUCAUCACCCAAGGUUAGCCUGAGGAUCACAUGAGCCAGGGAGGAGUGGGCCUCUGUUAUGAGUGCAGGUCAUGUGGUCAGUUGUUCAUUCUAGCUUUCCCCAAUCCCCUCUUCCCCCAUCCACGUCUUCAGAGCACCCCUCCAUUGGCUCAGCCAUCCUUUCCCCAAUGCCACCUCCUCUCCCGCCACUGCCAUUUCUUGUGCUCUUCAUGUACUGUCCCCUCAGAGGUAGGCACAGCUGCUCUCCCCACCAGCCUGGGGGCUGUGGUGAGCCUUAGCCGGGCUGGCACCACGUCUGGCCAAUUUGUUCCUGUACCAGGCUGCUCUGAGAGGACACUGCCAGGAUAGCCAUGCCCACCUGGACUUUGGCUUUGGCAGGGCCCUGGAAUCAUCGCCUGGCUGGGGAACUUGGUAUACUCUCAGUGCAUGCAUUUGCCCAUGGAGACACCAAAGGCCCAUUUGGAGCUGUUGUAAAUAAAAGGUUUCUGAGGUUUCUGAAGCAUCUCAGUGGUGUUGCCCCAUGGUCUGUGGGGUUGCUGACCCAUUCUCUGCCUCCAGCCUAUCUCUGGUUCCUGGGAGGCCUGCUUGCCCAUCCCAGCCCAGGGAUGUGGGGCCAUGAUUCUGUGCAUUUCUCUUCUGGCUGGACACGUUCUCCAGCCCCAGUAACCAGCACUCCCACUGUGCAGACAGGCACCCUGAAGCCCCGAGCCCAUCCUAGUGGGUUCUACUCCCUCAGCCUCCUGGUGGUGGGGACCUGGUGUUAUGGCCCUUAGCCCUGCUGUAGGAAUCUGUUCAGUAUGACAUCUGCUCCCCUUGCCAUCCAUCCCAAACCCACCUGCUUCCUGGGUAAAACCUGGUUCCAGGCAGUUCCUCCCAGCUGCCCCUCCAUGGGGACUGUGGGUAGGAGAGCGUCAGGCACUUUACCCAGGUUAUCCCAUCAGCCUGACACCAGGUGAACAAACGGCUCAGGAAGGGAGAGGGCCUUGCCUGAGGUCAUACAGCUAGGGGUGGGGGAGAUGGGACUUGUGUUUGUGCUUCCGCAGUUCCAGGCACAAGGGCCACUGGGACCAGGGCUGGUAGGCUCAACAUGAAUCCACCAAGGCUCUACUAUAGCAGCCCUCAGUAGAGCUGGUGGACACCUGCUUCAGCUACACUCACUCACAGACCUUGACCAAGUCUGUGGACUGAACAUCCUCUAGUGUCCUGCUGAACAAAACUCUUCUAUUCCCAGAAUGAGGGAUGGACUUCUCUUCUGUGCCUGCUCCUGUCGUGCUGGUCCCUGUAUCUGCUGUGCUCCUGGGUACCUGACUUUAUACCCUAUGCCCUUUGCCAGGAACACUCUUUGCCUAGCUGACUCCCCCUUUCAGGUAUCACAUUCUCUAGGAGCCCUCCCUGCCUGACCACCAGGCUGCUUUCAGGUGUCUCCUGCUCUGCUCCCAUGGAGACAUGGUCGAUUGUCUGGCUAUCCCUUUACCCUCAACCCCAUUUGAGCCUGUGAGCCGUCCAAGGACAGUAUCUAGCUCCUAUGCCUGGUGCAUAGUAGGUGCUCAGGGGGUUUGGAAUAAAUGAGUGAGUAAAUAGUUGAAUGAAAUCCUAUAAUAGAUUUCUGGAAGUUCAUCUGGCUUAGAAAGUUGAGUUAAAGAUGCUGAGAUGCUCUGGCUAAAUGCUGGGAAAAGGGUGCCAGCUAAUAAAAAGUUUCAAAAAUUUCUCGAACUCUGCCCUUGUGGCCACUUUUGUCAAGAAGACCACACUUGUCUCUCUGCCUUGGAAGGAGAGUUACUGGCAGAGGACACUCAUGGCUCUGAGGAUGCCAGUCUGGGAGGGUGGGAGCCUUUGGUUCCUUCUGAGCAGCUAGCUACUGGGCUGUCACAGGAGAGGUGGCUUUGCAGGAAAGC
Molecule: messenger RNA, 3107 nt
Organism: Nycticebus coucang (slow loris)
Lineage: Eukaryota; Metazoa; Chordata; Mammalia; Primates; Lorisidae
Gene: SLC25A47
Product: solute carrier family 25 member 47
Exons: 6
Coding region: 106-1011 (301 amino acids)
Biological process (GO): transmembrane transport
Cellular component (GO): mitochondrion
Molecular function (GO): transmembrane transporter activity
Source: RefSeq, a predicted model, not a curated record